Messenger RNA from Pyrus x bretschneideri (Chinese white pear), 958 nucleotides. RefSeq lists its product as uncharacterized. The record is from RefSeq and is a predicted model, not a curated record. NCBI's taxonomy places the organism in Eukaryota, Viridiplantae, Streptophyta, Magnoliopsida, Rosales, Rosaceae. Bases 387 to 758 code for a protein of 123 amino acids. The transcript has 3 exons.
CACGGAUCUCGAAAUGUGGGGUUUAGAAUUUGAGCCCAAGCCUGACUCUCUCCUGAUUUACUAUUUGUUCGACAAGCUCAUCGGAAAGCCACUUCCAACGGCGGAGAUGAUCAAACACCUUGUCUCCGGGAAGAAGAAUUUUCCGGAUCCCACUUUUAUACCGCCAGAAAACUUCUCUUUUCGAUCGGAAAAGAACAAAGCGUUCUUUUUUGUUCCAUUGUGGAUGAACAGGCUGAUCCUUCCCCGAGGUUCACUGUUCGGGGAGCCUUUGGCGGUUUUCUAGUGAGAAGAGUGUUAACCAUCUUCACAAUGGUGAAGAAGUUUGUAUCGGGACUGCAAGAACCUUUAUCUCUUUUAAGAAUAUAGAAGAGGAGGGUGGUUAUGAGAUGGUUGAAUAUAAGCUUCUGAACUCUGAGGCCCUUGGAAUCGAUCCAAGAUUGAUACAAUCAAGACCGUUCAAUGAUCUGCUCCAACUCUACUCCAUCGUUACCAUUACAUGCCAUGACGGCAAUUUGGAGAAGAUCAAGAAGGGUAUCGUGGCCCCUGCGCUGCUUACUGGUGGAGGUCAUCAGAUUAUUCUGCCUCCCGAUGCUGACAUUGGAGCCAAGGGAUCCAUUGCCCCACUUAUCGACUACAUCUCGGGCAACCCGGACAGCCCAGCUCCAAGUUCCGCUCCUCAACUUGGAUUAUUUGGACUGGAAACAGAUUCCAUUCUUGCACUCACCACAGGUGCUGCUGGGGAAGCUUCCACCUCCUAAUUCAGCAUGAGUGGCGCCCAAUUUUCACUCUUACUUCUGCUAAUUUGGAAAUUUGCAGUUUUCUUUGCUACGAACUUUUUUGCUGUAAUCAGACAUGUUUUUCAAUUUUGUUUUGUUGUUUGCUCGAUUCAUGUCUUUUGUGUUCUGCAUGCUUGAUUGUGUUUGUGUAGCAAGAUAAGAAAACUAUGAAUUUGAAACCA